Capsella rubella is the source of this 924-nucleotide messenger RNA. RefSeq names its product GRF1-interacting factor 3. Gene Ontology annotation, biological process: positive regulation of transcription by RNA polymerase II; leaf development; cell population proliferation. Bases 247 to 924 code for a protein of 225 amino acids. The record is from RefSeq and is a predicted model, not a curated record. Gene Ontology annotation, cellular component: nucleus. Gene Ontology annotation, molecular function: transcription coactivator activity. The transcript has 5 exons. Lineage: Eukaryota; Viridiplantae; Streptophyta; Magnoliopsida; Brassicales; Brassicaceae.
UUAAUUGUUUUAGGACUUUUUUUGUCUUAAAAUUUCCCAGAAACCUCGUCGGCGAAAUUCAAACAAAUAAAAAAAGUCUGAAAUUUUGAGGAUAAUCCAAAAUAAUCGUUGAAUUUUUUUGCAUAAUUUUGUCUUUUGCAUUGGGUUCUUAACAAUUCUAUUAUCACUUUUUUUUUCAUUGUGGGACGAACGAUUCAUUAGGGUUUCACUGUUUCAGUUUUGAUUGGUUAAAAAAAAAAUUAAAAGAUGCAGCAAUCUCCACAGAUGAUUCCGAUGGUUCUUCCAUCAUUUCCGCCAACCAACAUCACUACUGAACAGAUCCAAAAGUAUCUUGAUGAGAACAAGAAGCUUAUAAUGGCGAUACUGGAAAAUCAACACCUCGGUAAACUUGCAGAAUGUGCUCAGUAUCAAGCUCUUCUCCAAAAGAAUUUGAUGUAUCUCGCUGCAAUAGCGGAUUCCCAACCUCAGCCACCGGCAGCUGCACCAAUACCAAGAGCCAUGAUGACUCCCCUAGCUAUGCUUCCUCAUCCGUCAGCAAUGCAGCCACCACCAAGCUACUUCAUGCAGCAACAUCCACAAGCUAUGGGAAUGGCUCAACACAUGCCACCCGGGAUAGUCCCUCCAAGAGGUCCAUUGCAAUUUGGUAACCCGCAUCAACUUCAGGAUCCACAGCAACAGUUACAUCAACAAGCUAUGCAAGGGCACAUGGGAUUUAGACCAAUGAGUUUGAAUAAUAAUAAUAAUAACGGACUGCAACAUCAAAUGCACCACCCGGAAACUACUCUUGACCCAAACAACUGUCGGAACAGUGCUAGUGGCGGAGGUAAACAGGAUGGGACCAAUGUGAGCCAAAGUACAGCUGAUGAGCAAAGUGGUUCAGCUGCUAGACUUGGCAGUGAUGAUGCAAAAAUUGAAGGAAAAUAA